This is a messenger RNA of Dermacentor albipictus, 1073 nucleotides long. Lineage: Eukaryota; Metazoa; Arthropoda; Arachnida; Ixodida; Ixodidae. The record is from RefSeq and is a predicted model, not a curated record.
AGCACAAAAAAAGAAAUGCAAGGCUGCCCAUGCUGAGCCACGAACUACCGAGUUUGCCAUGGCAGGUUGUCGGGGUCGAUCUUUUUCACCACGAAGGCAAUGAUUACCUCAUAGUGGUAGAUUCUUAUUCGUUUUUCUUCGAGGGUCGCAAGCUUAGCCGGACUACCGCUGCUGCUGUGAUCAACGCAUGUGCAGAAAUCUUCGCGACACAUGGCAUUCCCGUCAAACUGUGCACUGACAACGGCCCUCCUUUCAACAGUGCAACAUUUCAGGCAUUCACAGGUCAAUUUAAUAUCAGCCACACCACUUCUAGCCCGUACCAUCCGCGCGCCAACGGCUUGGCAGAGCGUGCCGUUCAGGAAGCUAAACAUCUGCUAAACAAAUGCCCGUUUUCCACGCUUGAAUUUUACACUGCGUUGUUGGAGUGGCGGAAUACUCCGAGGGACGAACAGUUGCAGUCUCCAGCUCAAAGGCUCAUGGGACGUCACACUAGAAGCCAACUCCCGGUUCUCAACUGUCACCUGGAGCCCAAGACGGUACCCACGGAAGCAGUUCGUCAGCGACUACAAGAAAUACGACAUAAACAGCGUUCCUACUACAACAGAACGACACGGGCUUUGCCAGACCUUCGUAGCGGAAACAGAGUGUCCGUAUACGACACGCUAAGCAGAAUGUGGGCCCCGGCCAUGGUAAUUGGUCCUGCAGGGCCACCGCGAUCCUACUUAGUGGCUACAGACAGUGGACAGCAGUUACGCCGUACGAGAGACCAUCUCAGGGCCACACAUGCUGCUCAGCCUGCUGAAUCACAAGCAGAAACCCGAAAACAGGCUAUGCCAAGUACCCCAGCAGAUGCAAUUCAAGCCCCACUUCGAAGAAGUGAACGGGAGGGGAAGAUGUACUGGAGCGCAAUAUCGUGCCUGGAAGUCAGCCAGUGCGCAUGUGCAACACGCCCCCUACUUAUCGCCGCGCUCCUUAUAUACCCGGCUACGUUUCGGAAUAAAGUGCUUUUUGUUACCUGCUACUCGUCUGGCUUACACUCCCUUCAACGUCUUCUAUUGAAAAAGGAGCUUUAA